Messenger RNA from Staurois parvus, 1383 nucleotides. Lineage: Eukaryota; Metazoa; Chordata; Amphibia; Anura; Ranidae. The record is from the annotation of a GenBank genome assembly.
AUGUCAGUAAAGGUCCGAUUACAAGGUCUUCCACCACUGGCAGACUCCAUUCACGUUCGAAGGUUCUUUAAUGGACUGAAGAUUCCAUCUGGAGGUGUUACUAUUAUUGGUGGGGUGGAAGGCGAGGCAUUUGUUAAAUUUAAAAACUUUCAAGAUGCUUGCUAUGCCCUCAAAAGGUCAGGGAGACCUAUACUGAAUUCAUGUAUUCAAGUUUUUCUGGAUAGCAAGGCAGAGCAGGCCACUAAAAAACGCCACCAUAGAUACGUGGGAAAGCCUGGGUAUGUACGUAUUUCAUUGCAUCCAUUUGAUGCUUCAUUUUCUGAUGUGAAAAGGUUUUUCAAGCAUUUUUCUGUCAAAAGUGUCAUUUUUUUAACUAAAAACAAAGUAAGGAAUGGCCAGGCUCUUGUUAAGUUUGCUAAACGUAGCCAUGCAUGUAAAGCUCACUCUUGCACUUUAUCUAAUGGUGAAGGUGCCAGUAAACAACACAAGCAUGAAAAGUGUUUUUCUGUCAUAUCAGUUAAGAAAUCUGAUGAAGCAGAAUGGAUCAGAUUUGGUGGCAAAGUUGAAUGCAAUGGAAAAGGUUCAACACGUUUGUCUUGCUGCAGAUCAGAACCACCCUAUGAUGCAUGGUAUAUCAAUGAGUUUUAUGCACACCUAAUGAAUGUUAGUCGCCAUGCAGAGAAACAGCACAUAAAGAGGUUUUUGUAUGAUCUUGUUGAUGAUUCUCAGAUAACUUUUGUGUAUGACAAGAAUGGCUGUAGGACACGAGACUGUUUUGUAAUGUUUGUAACAGACAAUGAUUACAUAAGAGCCCUCAGUUUAGACAAAUCAAUCCUUAAAGGGCGCUCUGUACGAGUGUCGCCUGUCCCCAAGGCAAAAAUGACAGAAUUUGUUGAAAGCAAAAAAAUGGACAUUACAGAAGAUUCAGUUUCGGAGGAAGAUUCUGUUUCCGAAGAGGACUUCACUGUUCCAAGUAGUUUGGGAUCCAAGCUGACGUGCGUCUAUUUAAGAAACUUUGCAGCUGAUGUGACCAAGCAAGAUAUAUUGACCUUUUUUGCAGGAUUUGCUUUAAAUGAAAAAGACAUCUAUCUGUUAUAUGACGACAAUGGGGAUGGACUUGGUGAAGCACUGGUUAAAUUCUCAAGUGAAGAGGAAGCAACUAGUGCUGAAACACUAAAUCAUAAACACUUCCAAAGCACUGAAAUCCUGCUGAGGUGCAUCUCUGAAAAGCAACUAAAAGUAUUCGGUGUUAAUAAUUUUGGAUCUCCCUCUUUUGACCGUCUGGAAUUUUCUACCAGCAAGGAGGAAUGCCAACUAGAAGAGUUGCAGGUGUGUGUCAGUCUUGCAGAUGACACUCCUGAUGUUGCAUGUGAUUCCUCAUAG